Messenger RNA from Rhododendron vialii, 576 nucleotides. Its product is annotated as F-box/kelch-repeat protein At3g06240-like. The record is from RefSeq and is a predicted model, not a curated record. The transcript is spliced from 3 exons. Bases 1 to 576 code for a protein of 191 amino acids. NCBI's taxonomy places the organism in Eukaryota, Viridiplantae, Streptophyta, Magnoliopsida, Ericales, Ericaceae.
AUGUAUCACCGAUACGUCCCGUUACCGAUAAACCGCGACCGAUACCGCGAUAUAAAACUAUGUUUCCGUGAAGAUGUGGAGCUCUUCUUUCUUCCAGCCAAUAGUCAAGAUGUGGAGCUCUUCUUGUGGAAUCCAGCCAGUAGAGAAUGUAAAACUUCCCACAAUCCCUUUGGUACUCAAUCCAGUUCAUUGGGUCACGGUCACCGUUCUGUGUGCGGUGUUGGUUACGAUCCCUUCACAGAUAAUUACAAGGUUGUGAUGCUCACUUCCUAUUACACUGAACCUUCAUCAUCCAGUGUUGUCUAUUCUCUGAAAACUAAUGCUUGGAGGAGAAUUCAAGAUAUCCAUUAUGCCCUUGCGGCAAGCCCUUGUGGGGGUAUUCUUAAAUGGGUGUCUCCAUUUCCAUUUGAAUUGUCGUUGCCUACUUGUCCGGAUGAUUCCGAGAAUGACACGUACUAUACGUUGGAGGUUCUCGGGGAUCGUCUUUGUUUGGUUUUUAGUCACCGUCAUGACCAAGUUCAAGCUUGGAUGAUGGAGGAUUACGGAGUAAGAAUCUUGGACCAAACUUCCAAGUGA